AUCAGUCGGCGUCCUCCUAUUAGUCACAUUUGAACUGAUCCCGAAAAUUGCAUCGAAAUCUUUCGCCUUUCGUCUGAUAUUCAUAAUGACAGUUAUACUGAGGUCUGCCGCAUUCGCCGCUCUAUUCCAAUCGGUUGAAACCAAUUGUGAGCUACUAGCGCUAAUUAUAACAAUUGCGAUCACGAUUAUUAUCAUCGCAGUGUCACUGAGACUGUCAUCUUUGAAUGAGAAGGGAAUCAUCGUUUUCGGAUCUUUGAUGACCGUUCCAGCGAUUUUAGCGGCCAUCGCACUGAUUUGUUGCUACUCUAUCAAAUCCGAAAGCGUGAGU
Trichobilharzia regenti is the source of this 328-nucleotide messenger RNA. Lineage: Eukaryota; Metazoa; Platyhelminthes; Trematoda; Strigeidida; Schistosomatidae. The record is from the annotation of a GenBank genome assembly.